This is a messenger RNA of Kwoniella shivajii, 843 nucleotides long. RefSeq lists its product as uncharacterized. The record is from RefSeq and is a predicted model, not a curated record. Gene Ontology annotation, biological process: protein targeting to membrane; peptidyl-L-cysteine S-palmitoylation. The transcript is spliced from 5 exons. The coding region runs from base 1 to 843 and encodes 280 amino acids. Gene Ontology annotation, cellular component: endoplasmic reticulum palmitoyltransferase complex. NCBI's taxonomy places the organism in Eukaryota, Fungi, Basidiomycota, Tremellomycetes, Tremellales, Cryptococcaceae.
AUGUCAGCAACACCUCAUCCGUUAUCAUCACCUCCACCAUCUUCACCAAGUUCACCAUCACAUCUACCACAGACACCUUUCACUCCAGCGGAUUCAGAAGGUAUAUCUGAAUCAAGACCAUUCAUAACUCCUUCGACGAUUAGGAACCUACAAGAACACACUGGACAUCCACGAAUCCAGGCAAUCCCAGAUUCAAAUGAAAAUGUAAUUUCCAAUAGAAAUGGAUAUGGAAAUGGGAAUGAUCAGAGUUUCAGCGUAAUACGAACUCCGGGACAAAGUCAACCUUUAGGAAAGGGGAGCGGAAUGGGAUAUAAAGACUGGGAAGAAGAAUAUGAGAGGGAGAAAUAUAAGAAAUUGGAGAUCAAAGUUCAAAAUGAUUUAAAAGGUUGGAGGGGCGGCAUUGGGCAACCGAAAUCAUCCGUUCAAUGGCAAGCGAUACCCAAAAAUUCUUAUUUCCACCAACCACAAACUGGUAUUAUAGGUAAACAUCUGCCCAAAGAGAUGGUUAGGAUAGAGAGGGAUUGGUCAGACGGUGAGAUCUGCAAGUUUGAGACUAUGUUCCCGAUGGAAUUGGAAGGUCGAAUUGAGCCAAUCCAAAUGACGUCGUUCAUUAAUUCGCUCAAUGAAAUCCUCCAUUCUGCUUAUGCUGUCAAAGCUGCGAUAUGGGAUAACAUAGUUGCUAUAAGUACGCUUUGGACAAGUCUGAUUUGGAGACAAAGUCAUUUCGAAAAGGAAUUACAAAGAGCAGAAGAAUUUAUUCAACUCAAAAAUAAACAAUUAUUCAACCCAAAUGGAUGUAAUGUCUUAUCACCAAGAUACGUAGCUUUACAAUUCGUAAGAUAA